Molecule: messenger RNA, 3542 nt
Organism: Leptopilina heterotoma
Lineage: Eukaryota; Metazoa; Arthropoda; Insecta; Hymenoptera; Figitidae
Exons: 6
Coding region: 1133-3541 (802 amino acids)
Source: RefSeq, a predicted model, not a curated record
UUUCCACUAAUUUUUAGUAUAAAAUUCAAGUACUUCAUUUAAUAGUUUUCAAUUUUUUACUAAAGUUUUAGUGGAAAUUUACUAAAACUAAAUAGAAAAUUUUACUAAUUUAAAUAGUGGACGAUUGUUCAUUCAUAGGAUUUAGAGAGAAUGGUUAAUUCAGAAGAAAGUAUAUUUUUCUACUAACUUAUGCAAAUGGACCAAAAAGAAACGAUUCUAUUUUUAUAUUAUCAACUACUGUUACCAUUGUUAACUAUUUAAAAAAAAAAUAAAAUUACAUAUUGACAAAAUUCUUAACAAAUUCUAAAGAUAUAUGUUGACACCGUGACAUGUAAUUUAUUGUUUUAAAGUUAAUCAAACAGAUGCACUAUUAUUAACUGAUAUCAAUUCUCAAUCUAAUCAGACGAAGAGAAAAAAUAAAAAUUGAUUUAUGUCAAGUGUAUAAGCAAUUUUAAAUAAUUAUUUUACAGUAAAAAAAUUUUAAUUUCCCAAAAGACAACAUAAGUACGUCUUCUAUUUUUUCGCGAAAAUUACCUUCAAAUUUCAUAUUUUAAUAACCAAAUAAUAUUUAAUUGAAAAAACAAAAAUUUAACCAGAAGCAAUUGUAAUUUUUUUUUCAACAUCUUUUUUUAAUCCUCAAACUAAGAUUUCACAAUAUCUGUCGCACAUUUGAAUAUAUGAAAAUAAAUAAAAUAAAAAAAAAGUACAAGCGAUAAAAAAAGUGUCAAUUAUCUGUCAAUUAUCUCCGUAGAGGGGGAUUGAUUAGUUGUCUCAAGCAAUGCAACAAUCACUCUACAUUCAAUUAACCAUCAAGAAGACUUGCAGUAAUAAUUCAACAUUAAAAUCGUGCGUUUAACUAAAUAUACAAAACAGAAAAUCAGUAAAAUAAAAUCAACUCAUACAAUAAUAAGUUGCUCGACAAGCAAAACAAGUUUAUUCAAGGUAAUCGAUAAAAUAUUUUUCCAAACCUAGGAAUUUUAAUUUUUCAAAAAGAAAAUUCUAAAUUUCAACCAAUUGAAACAAGAAAAACAUAAAAAUAUUCCAUUUUAUAAAUUGACAACUAAAACACAAGAAAUUGAAUUGAGAUUAAAUUGAAUUUCUUUUCAUUACAUUUCAUUUAAAUAAUAGAAUAAUGAAUAUGGAAAUUGUCAGUAAAUCAUUUUGCGAGCGUAUUUUACAAUCACGUGAGAAAACUAAAAACAUAAAAGUAUUGAAGAUUACAAAAGAGAUGGCAACAGCAAAAGGUGACAAUUUUUUAAGUGAAAUUUAUCGAGUAUUUAUCAAAUACAUGAAUAAUAAGAAUAUCACUGAGGAAACGAGUAUAAUUGUAAAAGUCAAACUCGAAAAUCUGACAAUUGGAGCCGACACUAUAGAUGAAGUAUUCAAUACGGAAUCAAAAGUUUUUCAAAAUAUUCUACCAAAAAUUGAAAAAUACACCAAUUGCUCCAUAGCUCCUCAUCUUUAUUACGCGGAUGAUAAUUCAGAUUACAUCGUUAUGGAGGAUCUCUCAAGAUCGGGAUAUGCUAUUGGAGAUAAAUUGAAGGGCCUCACCUUUCAACAGUGUCAGAAGAUUAUUGAAAAAAUGGCUAAAUAUCACGCUGGAUCAGUGCUCGUUGCCGAAACGGAACCAAAACUACUACAAUGUUACGAUCAAGUUUGCGCCUGGAAUAUUUUUCCAAAAACUUUCUAUAAAUUCAUGUCAGAUUCAUUAAUGACAAUAAGCAAAAGCAUUGCCGAAAAAUGGAAGGAUGAUGAAUAUCAGGAAAUUGCCUCGAAAAUGAAAAAAAUGUGUAAUAAUUUUGAGGAUAGAGUUAUUUCCGCCUUUCAACACAAUGAAAAUGAAUUUUGUGUACUAAAUCACGGUGACUUUUGGAUUAACAAUGUAAUGGUGCAAACUAAUGACAAAGGAGAAACAACUGACGUACGAGUGCUCGAUUUUCAACUGGUAACCUAUACAUCGCCUGCUAUCGAUCUCCAGCAUUUUCUUGCAAUGUGUCCGGAAUUGAAAAUAAAAGGCGAGAAGGAUGAUUAUUUUCUUGAGAGGUAUCUGACAAUAUUAACAAAAACAAUGUCAGAUAUUGGUUGUAAAACGAAACCACCGACGAAACACGAUCUGGAGGAAGCAAUGAGAAAAAGAGGUGUACAUUCAGUUGUCACGGGAUUAAUCUUCUAUCCCCGUGUACAAGCCGAUAAAGAAGACAUAGAGGACUUUGUGGAUGUUAUGUCGGAGGGCGAAACUAAAAUUGAUCUAUUUAAAAAUCCACUAUCCGUUAAUAUAAUACAGAAAUUCUCUCGUAUUAUCAAUGACAAAGGUUAUCUCGAUUGUCGAUUAAUCAUGGACAGUGUAUGUGAUAGCAAAUCUUUCUACCAAACAAUUCUCCAAUCAAAUAUAAACACCAACAUAACUGUUUUACAAGUUUCAAAAGAAUUAGCCACUUCAAAAGGUGACAAUUUUCUCAGCGAAAUUUACAGAAUUUUUAUCAAGUACACCAACAAUGAACAUGAUAAUGAAAAUCAUGAAAACACUAGUCAGGAAACAAGUUUAAUAUUUAAAAUGAAACUCAAUAAUGUGUCAAUGUCCGAAAGUAUAGAUAAAGUAUUUUUUACUGAAUCGAAUGUCUACAAGAGAAUAAUAUCGAAAAUUGAAAAGGGACUCAACUGCUCAAUUGCUCCAAAAAUUUAUUACAUUGAUGAAAAUUCAAAUUUUAUAGUCAUGGAAGAUUUGGUAAGAUCGGGAUAUUUUGUUCCUAGUAAACUCAAGGGUCUGACAUUUCAAGAGUGUCAGAUGGUUAUUGAAAAAAUGGCCCAACUUCAUGCAGGAUCGGUUUUUAUAGCCGAAACGGAACCUCAUCUACUAGAAUUUUAUAAAAUUUGCCCUUGGGAAACAUUUCCAAAAGCAUUUUUUAAAUUUAUGAAAGAUUCAUUACGGAGAAUAAGUAAGAACAUUGCCGAAAAAUGGAAGGAAGAGGAAUAUCAGAGCAUUGCUUGUAAAUUGACAAAAUUCAUUGAUAAUUUAGAGACAAAAAUUUCAUCUGCUUUUAAAUAUCGUGACGAUGAAUUUUGUGUGUUAAAUCAUGGUGACUUUUGGAUUAAUAAUAUAAUGAUGAAACACAGUGAAAAAGAAAAUCUAAUUGAUGCAGUCAUGAUCGAUUAUCAAUUAGUGGCCUACACGUCACCAGCUAUCGACUUACAGCAUUUCUUUGCAAUGUGUCCAGAAUUGGAUGUAAAAGGAGAAAAAGACGAAUAUUUGCUUGAAAGAUAUCUGACAGUAUUAACAAGAGAAAUGAGAAAAUUGGGUUGCAAAACUAAGCCACCAACAAUGAAGGACUUACACGAAGCAAUGAAAUCAAGAGGAAUACAUUCAGUCAUUACCGGAUUAAUUUUUUAUCCCGGUGUUCACGCCAAUAGUGAAAAUAUAGAAGACUUUACCGAAGUAAUGUCAGAAGGCGAAACAAACGUCGAUGUAUUUAACAAUUCCUCAGCUGUUGAAAUAAUACGAAAAUUCUCUCGAAUUAUCAAUAAUAAAGGUUACCUCGACUGAA